Molecule: messenger RNA, 3493 nt
Organism: Bombyx mori (domestic silkworm)
Lineage: Eukaryota; Metazoa; Arthropoda; Insecta; Lepidoptera; Bombycidae
Product: ras-related protein Rab-18
Exons: 7
Coding region: 427-1053 (208 amino acids)
Biological process (GO): vesicle-mediated transport
Molecular function (GO): GTP binding; GTPase activity
Source: RefSeq, a predicted model, not a curated record
AAUGCGAAUGUGCCGGUGUUCAUAUCCCGCAGGAGAACACCAAUUAAGGACGUGUAUAUAAAUCAAACCCGCAAACAUUAUAAUUGGCGUAAACAAACAUUAAGCAAUAAAGACAUAGAUCUCAAGCCCAAGGUUGACGACAACAUUCAUGUUUAAGGGUCACGGUAACGAUUUAACACCAUAUCGGCCUGGAGCUCGUCCAUAAAAAUAUAUAACAUAAAAAUUACAAACGUAUAAAUAAUGCUUCGUUAAUAUAUUCGUGUACCUAUCGUGUACGACUUAACGAUUCCAAAAUUUAAUAUCGAUAUUAUGUAUGUACCAAUUUCAAAUUAUUAGGACCAUUGAUAAUAACAAAACGCAAUGUCAAUGACAUAACGUCAAAACGGAAAACCCAAACGUCAAAGUUGUAGAUGUAAUUACGCAGAGAUGUCUUUAACAAUGGAUUGUGUGGCUAAAUUGAAAAUUCUGUUGCUUGGUGAGAGUGGCGUUGGUAAAUCUAGUAUUAUAUUAGCGUUCACAAAAGGCGACUACCAAGCACAGUUCCCUGCUACAAUCGGAGUGGACUACAACCAUAAGAUUAUGGAUGUAAAUGGACUAAAAGUUAAACUCGGAAUUUGGGAUACGGCAGGACAAGAACGAUAUAGAACUUUAACAACCAGUUUUUACAGAGAAGCGCACGGUGCUAUAUUAGUUUAUGACGUAUCUGAACCAAAAACCUUAGCAAAGUUAAACGAAUGGGUUGAAGAGUUACAAGUUUACACUACGAAUAAGAAUAUUGUCUGUUUGGUCGUUGGAAAUAAAAUUGAUAAGGAUAGAGCGGUACCCCGUGAACACGGUCAGGCCUUCGCUCAGAAACACAGAAUGCUUUUCAUCGAGAGCAGUGCUAAAACACAAGAAGGCAUACAUCUCGCCUUUGAGGAACUGACCCAAAAGAUUAUCGAAACUCCUGGAUUAUGGGAGAAAGACACAUCGGCUUCAAACAUUCGGGUUACAGAGGAAGAAGCGAGAGAACAAGGUGGAUCGUGCUACGAAACAACUUGUUCCAUAAAAUAAAUGUUAAAAAUAACUGUGAUCCGGAGGAAUAUCAGAUUUUAUAUAAUAUCACUGAUUCGUAGAAUCAAAAUUAUAAUCGCAUUAAACUGGUAAUGUUAUUAUUACCAAUGAAUUGAUAUGAUCCGAAUGAAGAUUAAAUUUAAAAUACCUUUACAGUUUUAGUUAAUUUAAAUUAUGUCUACAACUCGCGAAAACCGAAGAAAAUAUCAUUUAAGAGUAAGAUUAACACAGCACAGCACUAAAAAAAUUACCAAUUAAUUGGUAUUAAUAUAACUGAUGUUAUUGCUUUUUCGUUAAUAUUUUAGAUAUAAUUGCGAUUAAAUGUUAAUUCUUUGACUGCCAUUUAGGUCACCGGUGAUAAUGUUAGGCACUUAGUAACAGAAAUCAACAUAAUUGCAUCAGUGCGCCGCGUAGGUCACCAGUGACCUACACGGCAGUCAAAGGGUUAAACAACAUUUGUACAGAAUAAUGUGUGUUGUCUGGGUUCAAAUUAUAAUCGUUUUCAUUUGUGUUAAUUUUUUACUUUAACACGUUGACCGCUAGUUGCCUGUAGGUCACCAGUGGCCUACAGGCGACGAUUUUCUUACUUAGACACCGGAAGAUCUAGUAGACUACGAGAAAGGCGAAUCUGAAGAUACUGAGAAAUAAUCUGUUUCUAAGAUACCUAAGAAGGCCAUGUUAGGCUAUCCAGACGAUUAGUAACAGAAAUCGACAUUAUUACUUCAGUGCGCUACGUAGGGCACCCGUGACCUACCUGGGUAAUGUGUUGAGCAAUUUGGCUUUUUUGAAGAAGACGUACUGUCCAAUGAUAGCAGGUGUUGUAUUCAGACAGGACGCCGCACGAGGUCACAUGCGCCACAGAGGAUUUCGUGUUAGGCAUCCUCAGCUCUUUCCAGGAAUUUCACCUUUUUCAUUUCCUCAACCUAGUCGCUGGUAGCCAAAGAGGCUAUUCCACUUGGACGGGUAGGUGAGCUCACGGGCUCAACCUGAGUAAAUUUCUAACACAAGCUCAGCCAAAGCAGUGCUUCGUCGAAUCUUCCACCGGAUCGGAAUCGCGACCCACUGAGAAGAUCCGGCGAAAAUAGUGACCAGUAAUUGGAGAGCCUAAAAGCACCGAGAGUGGAUCGGGAGGAUCCUAUAAGUUUAGGACUACAUCGACUUUGCGUUGCCCCAUCAUCUGAGAGGGUUAUCGUGACGCGCCGCUUUUUCAAAGAAGCGUUCUGACGCUGUCUUCAGAUACGUACGUAUCGGUUCUAAUUCGAAGUCACCGUGAAGAACCUUCUCAUAUUCCACGGUGCUCCGGCUAUCUUUCAGAAACUGGAUUGGAUUACGUAGAGAGUUUAUGUACUUGCGGGCCCCGUGAGCGAAAACUACACUUGCGUAUGUCCUUACGGAACAUAUUAUGCAAGCUUUGUAUGGUGUUUAGUGUCACCUUGUUGUGAAAAUGUUACUAUUAAACCAUGUUCCCAAGUGACUUUAAACAAAAGAUGGGGCGUUAAAACUAAAAUUCUCGUCAAUCGAAUCUUAUGUGCUUUGCGAUUUGCAAAACCAAUUUGCUUGUGAUGGUAACACACAUUCGGUUAACCAGAACAGAGGUCAUCCCUUCCUAGAAAAUAUUUAUUUAAUAGCAUAUAGGUACGCUCUAACCUCUAUUUCUAGAGGAUUGAUUUUCAUUGCUCUUCCACUAGCCUAUCAUUUCAUUAAGUUAUUGAAUCAGCAAUCAACAGCGAAGGCAAGCUGAUCGCUUCAUACAAGGACAUUGACCUUAGCCGAUUCAUUGAGCUAUUUGUGUUACAUUACGUGCUGUGCAAAAACGUUAGUAAAAGCUUUAUUUGUUUUAUUGAUGGAUGAAUCAGUCGAUCUGGUGUUAAUUAGCUACCGGGGCCGGGGCACUUUGAGACAUGAGGUCGAAAUUUUAAUUGUAUAAUGGCUGUCUCAAGGAUAUUGAAAUGUAUGACUGCUCGCGGCAGAUAUAAACAGGGUGGUACCUUACCAUACCAGGCCUCUAAUAUUCCCAAUAAAAGAACAAUAAUAUAUCUAAUGUUAGCACAUCAGAAAGCUUCAGUGUGUACCCUUGUCUUUGUGUAUCGGAGGCUUCCUUUACGUCAGCUGUUAUAAAGCUUACCUUAGAAAUGUUACAAUUUCCAAAUAAGAUUUCCAGACGAUUGAUAUGAAUAUUUCUAACAAUUAUGACCUUCAGCUUUAGCUUCGUAUUUAGAAGUUGUGCACAAUUUGUAAAAUAUUAAUUUUUUGAAUCUAAUUUAGAGAGAACACUUACACUAGUGUUGUUUGUAUGUUGCAAUUACAUUAUAUUUAUCUAUUUUAUUAUAUUUAAGUGGGUAUGAUAAUUUUAUUAUUUUGCCAAAAUGAUCAUUGGCAUUUUGUGCUGUAUUUUUAAUAAAACUAUGGAAGCAAAUUUACAAAACAAUAUUUACAAAGA